CCUGUGUAACUCAUGGGUAACCGAGCUCUCAUUUUUAUCUCAUUGACGCGCGAAACCUCACUCUGUUGUUUUUUCUAGGUUGCUGCCUUGCUGGUUGUAGUCUUGUAGAGAGUGAGGGCUGAAGCAUCUCUUGUUGUACCAUGGCUUCUCGUCCUUCGAAGCGUCUUCGUAAGAACCAGAGUGAAGACGAUUCAACUGAUGCUUCUCUCGAUAAGAGCUUGCCUCUUGUGGUCUUCGCCCAUGGCGCUGGAGCUCCUUCUACUUCAGAUUGGAUGAUAAGAUGGAAGAACAUGCUAGGCAAGACAUUGCAUGCUGUUGAAGUAGUUACUUUUGACUAUCCUUACAUCUCUGGCGGGAAACGGAAGGCACCUCCCAAGGCAGAGAAGUUAGUUGAGUAUCAUUUGGAUGUGGUCAAAAAGGCUGUUGCAAAAUACCCCGGCCAUCCACUAAUUUUGGCAGGGAAAUCUAUGGGUUCAAGAGUCAGCUGCAUGGUAGCUUGUAGUGAAGAAAUCGAUGUUUCAGCAAUAGUUUGCUUGGGCUAUCCGUUGAAGGGUAUGAAUGGAGCUGUCCGAGAUGAGACAUUGUUGCUACUCAAGAUUCCUGUGAUCUUUGUACAGGGUAGCAAAGAUGGACUCUGUCCACUAGGUAAUCUGUCUGCAGUUUGCAAGAAGAUGAAAUCCAUCAAUAAAUUGCAUGUGAUUGAUGGUGGAGAUCACUCCUUCAAGAUUGGAAAAAAACACCUACAAUCAAAUGGAUCAACCCAAGAUGAAGCUGAGGACAAGGCAGUCAAGGCAAUUGCAGAGUUUGUUGGUGAAACUCUGAAGAGUAAGUGAUGUCCUGUAACUCCUGUCCUUCUGAGACAUGCAUCUUUUUUGUAUCACUCGAGACUUUUUGAUAUUUUUAUCUCACUUUGGUAGCCUAUGUAAAUAUUUCCUUAUGUUGGAAUAACGUUGGAUAUUCAUGGGUAGUUUAUUAAAGAUUGUAUCGAUGUAUUCUAUUGUGGUACUGCUGAAGAAAUUGGACAUGACCUGAACUUAACAGCCAUAUAGGAAUCAAAGAACUGUUGUCCA
Molecule: messenger RNA, 1070 nt
Organism: Nelumbo nucifera (sacred lotus)
Lineage: Eukaryota; Viridiplantae; Streptophyta; Magnoliopsida; Proteales; Nelumbonaceae
Product: alpha/beta-Hydrolases superfamily protein
Source: RefSeq, a predicted model, not a curated record